Seriola aureovittata is the source of this 2298-nucleotide messenger RNA. RefSeq names its product general transcriptional corepressor trfA-like. The coding region runs from base 200 to 1315 and encodes 371 amino acids. The transcript has 19 exons. The record is from RefSeq and is a predicted model, not a curated record. NCBI's taxonomy places the organism in Eukaryota, Metazoa, Chordata, Actinopteri, Carangiformes, Carangidae.
CCAUGGCUGCCUUGUGCUGGUCUCCAUAGCCACCUACUUUACGUCAGGGAGGGAAGCCAGUGUAUUUCCUCCCCUUCUUUAUCUAAAGGAAGUGCCAAAAUAAGCAUCAGCAGUGGACCGAGUUGGGACACCUUUUCCAUUCGCCACGCAGUAAGAGUCUGAGGGUGAAGUCAGAAAGGUUCACAGCCGCAGAAUCACCAUGAAGUCGACCAGGGUUCUUGUCCUCCUCCUGCUGGCAUCGAUCCCAGCCUUCAGGACAGAUGAAACAGAUGACACAAAGCAGGGCCAAGAGACAACACGGACAACAAAGCCAACAGUUCCAUCAGCUGAAACAGGUGACAAAAAGAAGGAACAAGAGACAACACAGACAACAAAGCCAACAGUUCCAUCAGCUGAAACAGGUGACAAAAAGCAGGGCCAAGAGAUAACACAGACAACAAAGCCAACAGUUCCAUCAGCUGAAACAGGUGACAAAAAGCAGGGCCAAGAGAUAACACAGACAACAAAGCCAACAGUUCCAUCAGCUGAAACAGGUGACAAAAAGAAGGAACAAGAGACAACACAGACAACAAAGCCAACAGUUCCAUCAGCUGAAACAGGUGACAAAAAGCAGGGCCAAGAGAUAACACAGACAACAAAGCCAACAGUUCCAUCAGCUGAAACAGGUGACAAAAAGCAGGGCCAAGAGAUAACACAGACAACAAAGCCAACAGAUUCCCCAGCUAGAUCAGAUGACACAGACGACAAAACCAAAGACCAAGGGGCAUCACAACCAAAUAACUCCACAAAUUCCCCAGCUAGAUCAGAUGACACAGACGACAAAACCAAAGACCAAGGGGCAUCACAACCAAAUAACUCCACAACUAUGCAAAAUCAACCUCUGCAACCAAGAUCUUCUCACCUUCCAAACCAAAGCAACCACAAUGAUACUUCUUCUAGUCCAGGACCUGAUGACACUGAAGAAUCAAAAAUAAACAAAGGCAAAGUUACUUCUGUCACAGAGAAUCCUCAACCUGAAAAAGAAAAUCCUAAAGAGAAUGGUGCUGGUUCUCACACUGGGAGUGAUGAGAAAGUACCACCCACCAAAUCAGACAACAAGCUGUGGUGGAUUCUGCUGCCUGUCACUUUGAUUACUGGUGCUGCUGUUGCCACCUUCCUCAAAUUCAAACACAAGAGGGUCAACGAAUGCACAGAAACCAUUGAUAAUGGAACUGAGAACGCGUCUUUCCAGAGCAGACCCGAAAGCACCAAAGAUGGUGUCAUGCUCCUCGGAGUGAAGUCAUCAGGCGGAGAAGAGAAUGCUGCAGCGAGAUAAAAACAGAAGGGCAGUAACAUCGAGAUCAGCCAGUGGAUGAGUCACAACUGUCACCCACAUACUGGUCUUCUGGAGGAAGUGGUUAGAUGUUUAAUUUUUUUUGCGAAUUUUGUGAAACAUUUGUGAAGCAGAAAAGUAUUGGAGAGUGGCGUUCAUGUAUGAUUCUGUAUGCUGAAAGUAGUUUUAUGACUGUGAUCAUAAACCUCAGAGUAAGUCAACUUAUUCUUAACCAGUAAGGAUUUCAAACUGCAAACCUCUUUGAAAUGCUAGUAUAUUCAAACUUUUCAGUAUACUGUUGACACAGACCUAAAUACAGCUACAUGACUCAUUAGUGUCUAUGAAACACCUUUUCCGUACAAUGCACUGAUCUCAGAUCCAUCACAUAUUGGAUGUAAUAAAUCACUGUUCAUUUGAUAGUUACUUUAUAAUUAUCCUUCAGUGUUGCUCUUACCUAUCAUGUUUUUGCCUUAAACUAUUUUGUAGAUUAUGAUGUUUUUGUUUUUGUUUUGUUUUUGACUCUGUGUGUGUGUGUGUGUGUGUGUGUGUGUGUGUGUGUGUGUGUGUGUGUGUGUGUGUGUGUGUGUAUGUGUGUGUGUGUGUGUCAUUCAGUGUCACCAAAAGAUGGUAUAAGAACAGGCUCUUUUGGGAUGUACUCCAUUUUUACUUUUUGUGUAACUCAGUAAAGUAUUUUUUUUUAUAUUCCAAUAGGCUUCUCCACUGGAAACAUUUUUUAAGGCAACACGUUUGCCUUCCACAGCAAUACUGUUCAUUCACCAGCAAUUUUGUGUGUACAUGUAGCUAAACUCAAAGUAAGAGUAAGUACAGUAAGAAGUGUUUUUAAGUAUUUCAAUAAGUAUAACAUUUUAGCACAAUAAGUAGAUAAAGCAGACGGAGGUGUUUGUAUUCAAAGACAGGGGGACUGUUUUAUGGCUGGAAUUAUUUGUUGUUCAAUGUCAAUUUCCUCAAUAAAUCACUGAAAAUUG